UAUUUAUUUAAGAGAGAGAAACUUAUAUAUUUUAGAGAGAGAACAGAUAUUUUUGUUCUCUGCCUUCUUUCUCUAUUUCAUUCCAUAACAUGACAUAUAAACGUUAGGGUUUUCUCUUUUCUGUUCUGUUUCUUCUUUUUCUUCUGGUUCUUACGCGAUAACGUCUUAGCUACGUCUCCUUGAUUUUUAGUGUUUUUCCUUUCUCUUUCUUCGACAGGGUUUUGAUUUCGGCGAUUAAUUUAAGUUUGGUGUCAAAAAGGAAAUUGCUUAAAGUUUGCCGAGGAAUCAGAAGUAAAUAUAUUUCUCUCUCUCUUUUUUUUUUUUUGGGAGAAGGGAUUUGCUAUUGGAGCUUGUGUUUUGUGUAUUGUGAUGAGUACGCGAACUUCAUGGGCAGAUUUGGCUGCAAAUUCUGCAGCUGAGAACACAUUGGCUGGUUCUUCUGCUAACAAUGGAAGUGUACGCACCACUUCAGCAGCUCCUGCCCGAUCCACCUAUGUUCCUCCACACCUCCGUAAUCUUGUGCCCUCUUCAGACCCACCAGCUCCAGCUUACAGUGGGCCUGCAACAAUUAAUUAUCGUCCGGGAUAUGGUGGAUCCCGUUGGGGGGCUCCCAGAAACGACUAUCGAUCUGGAUCUGGUGGUGGUGGUAGAAGCGGUGGUUGGGGCAACAGAAGCGGUGGUUGGGAUCGCAGGAGAGAGCCCGAAGUGAACCCAUUCGGUGAUGAUGACGAUACAGAGCAGACAAUUACUGAGCAAGAGAAUACUGGUAUUAACUUUGAUGCAUAUGAGGAUAUUCCAGUUGAGACAAGUGGGGAAAAUGUCCCUCCACCUGUGAACACCUUUGCAGAGAUUGACUUGGGUGAAGCAUUAAAUCAGAACAUCCGCAGGUGCAAGUAUGUGAAACCAACACCUGUGCAACGACAUGCUAUCCCAAUCUCUCUUGCCGGCCGGGAUCUGAUGGCAUGUGCCCAGACUGGUUCUGGCAAGACUGCGGCUUUCUGUUUCCCUAUUAUUAGUGGAAUUAUGAAAAUGCAAGCGCAGAGUGCACAGAGGCCACUGCGUGGUGCACGUACAGUGUACCCUUUAGCUCUUAUUCUUUCUCCAACAAGGGAGCUUUCAAUGCAGAUACACGAGGAAGCAAGGAAAUUCUCUUUUCAAACAGGUGUUAAGGUAGUUGUUGUAUAUGGAGGAGCACCGCUAAAUCAACAGCUGCGGGAACUGGAGAGAGGUGUUGAUAUUAUUGUAGCAACUCCAGGAAGACUGGUAGAUUUAUUGGAGAGAGCUAGAGUUUCAUUACAGAUGGUCAAGUAUUUGGCCCUAGAUGAGGCAGAUAGGAUGUUGGAUAUGGGUUUUGAGCCACAAAUAAGAAAAAUUGUGGAGCAAAAUGAUAUGCCUCGACCAGGUGCAAGGCAAACGAUGUUGUUUAGUGCUACCUUUCCAAAAGUGAUACAGAGACUAGCUUCUGAUUUCUUGUUCAAUUAUGUCUUUUUGGCUGUUGGACGAGUGGGCUCAAGUACAGAUUUGAUUGACCAAAGAGUUGAAUUUGUUCAUGAGUCUGACAAAAGAAGUCACCUUAUGGACCUUCUUCAUGCACAGAGGGCAAAUGGUGUUCAAGGCAAGCAAGCUUUAACAUUAGUUUUUGUGGAGACAAAGAAGGGUGCUGAUUCACUUGAGCAUUGGUUGUGUGUUAAUGGGUUCCCUGCAACUAGCAUACAUGGCGAUAGAACACAGCAGGAAAGAGAACAGGCAUUGCGUUCAUUUAGAAGUGGUAACACCCCAAUCUUGGUAGCAACUGAUGUUGCAGCACGUGGACUUGAUAUCCCUCACGUGGCACAUGUGGUCAACUUUGAUUUCCCAAAUGAUAUUGAUGAUUAUGUCCACCGUAUUGGACGGACAGGGCGAGCAGGGAAAACUGGUCUUGCAACUGCCUUCUUCAAUGAGGGCAAUGCAUCAUUGGCAAGAUCUUUAGCUGAUUUAAUGCAAGAAUCAAAGCAAGAAGUACCUGUUUGGCUCUCUCGUUAUUCAGCUCAUUCUUCUUAUGGUGGAGGGAGGAGCCGUCGUUCUGGAGGAGGCAGGUUUGGUGGCCGUGACUUUAGAAGGGAUUCUUCAUUCAAUAGGGGCAGUUCAGAUUAUUACGGUGGAGCAAACACCAGCGGUGGAUAUGGAGGAUAUGGUUCAGGCAUGAGCAGUGCAUGGGAUUAGUGACGGAACAUCUUAAAGAGCUUACAGUACUUGGUGCCUAGUGGUUGUGGACUCUCCCCUUAGUUAUACUGGAGGAAUUUUUUUUUUUUUUUUUCCGUUUUUGUUGUCUUCUAGCAAGUGUUUUUAGCCAUCUUUGUUACUAUUAGAAGUGGUCAUCAUUGAAGAGGAGAUGCAAGUAAGGGGAAUAGAAGUGUAUGAUGUUGGUAAGUUUUGGUGAAAAAGUUUGACAAAGUAGGAAUUGCUUGGUGCUCUUCUUCUUCUUCUUCUUCUUUUAUCUUUUUUCUUCUCUUUAAUGCAACUUCGUUAGGUGAUGAUGGGUUGUAGAAUAUGUAGUGGGAGAGGCAUAGGCGUCCAUGUUGAUCUCUUAAGCAUGUUCUUUUCACCCUUCCCUUUUGAAGGUGGGGAAGGGGGGGUGUGGUUUUGUUAAAUCAUCAGGUUCUGCCAUCUCUUAUUUACCUUCUCCCCCUUCCCUUUUGAAAGGAACUAUUUAAGGCUUUUGUAAUAUUCGGUGGUCACUGAAGUAAAAUACACAGCAAUAUUGGGAAAUGAAUGUUUUGCUGAGAAAAAUCUGAUGAUCUAUUCUUAUAUUUA
Messenger RNA from Hevea brasiliensis (rubber tree), 2793 nucleotides. Its product is annotated as DEAD-box ATP-dependent RNA helicase 37. The coding region runs from base 370 to 2202 and encodes 610 amino acids. The transcript is spliced from 7 exons. Gene Ontology annotation, molecular function: RNA binding; RNA helicase activity; ATP binding. NCBI's taxonomy places the organism in Eukaryota, Viridiplantae, Streptophyta, Magnoliopsida, Malpighiales, Euphorbiaceae. Gene Ontology annotation, cellular component: nucleus. The record is from RefSeq and is a predicted model, not a curated record.